Molecule: messenger RNA, 1220 nt
Organism: Camellia sinensis
Lineage: Eukaryota; Viridiplantae; Streptophyta; Magnoliopsida; Ericales; Theaceae
Source: RefSeq, a predicted model, not a curated record
AAAAAAAAAAAAAAAAAAAAAGAAAAUAGAGAGAGAAAGUGAAAUUUGAAAGUGAAAGAGAAAGAGAGAGAAUCCUAGGCCACCCCCCUCCCUCUGUUCUCCUUUUCAGUUUUUCAAAACAGUUACUUUAAUUCAAUCAGACAACCUUCUAUUAUAAUCCACAUAUAUAUACACAUAGACUCCCCAACCUUCUCUGUUUUUUUUAUGUGUCUUACAAUUACAUACCAAAACCAAAACAGAGGAGUUUAUAAAGAGAGAGAAACAGAGAUGAUGAAGCUGUUCUGACUCAACAACAAUCAAUCAAGUUCUUGUUUUGAAUCAAAAACCCAUUUCGAUUCUGUUCUUGUUUGCGUAUAUGAUGGCGAUUGAAGCACAGUUGUAUCCAGAUAAUUUUGGGUUUCCUUUGGGUGUUUCACAGAAUUUGAUGGAGAGUGGUUAUGGAUUCAAUGAGCUCUGUUUCAAUUUUCCUCAGAAUCUACAGCAGAAAACACAAAACCAGUGUUUUGACAACAAUGGGUUGCUUUCGAAAAACAACAAUCAUCAAUCAAUGCCUUUUUCUCAGAGCAUUGCGGUUCAGAUUGAGAAGCAGAGACAAGAGAUUGAUCGAGUUAUCAGCUUACAGAAUGAGAGAUUGAGAUUGACUUUGCAAGAGCAGAGAAAGCAACAAAUUGCAUUAAUUCUGAGGAAAUACGAAGUCAAGACACUGGUUUUACUGAAUCAAAAAGACGAAGAAAUAGCAAAAGCCAUGAACAGAGCAAUGGAGCUUGAAGAUUUCUUGAGAAGAAUGGAGAUCGAGAACCAAACAUGGCAGAGAGUGGCCAAAGAAAACGAAGCCAUGGUAGUAUCUCUGAACAACACAAUCAAACAGCUCAGAGAAAACGCGUGUUUGGUCGAUGGGAUUGAAGAUGCAGAGUCUUGCUGUGAUGUGAUGAUUUACAGAGGAGACAACGAAACAGGGGAAAACAGAGGAUACGAGAAAAAUCAGCAAGAAAAUGAAGAACAGGGUACGAGAAAGAUGGUUUGCAAAAGCUGCAAUUCUCGGAAUUCGUGUGUGAUUUUCCUACCCUGUAGGCAUCUCUGUUCAUGCAAAGCUUGCCAAGCUUUUUUGGAUUCUUGCCCAGUUUGUGGGAUGGCAAAGAAAGCUAGCAUUGAGGCUCUGAUUUGAUUUUCUGAGAAAAAUCAUAUAUUUUCCGGGAAACGUGAAAGAAAAUGUUUGGAUC